AUUUCUGAACCGCCCAGCUGGACUGAUGGACAAAGAAACACUUGGAGGGAGGUUUUUUUUGUUUUGGAUUAGAAGAUUACAACAUUUAGGAAACUCCUUUUGCAAGAAGAACAGAUGAGAAAUUGCUUCUGGAUGUUUGAAUCAUCUCAUUAAGAUGUGUGACUUCAUUGGAUUACAGCACACGUGCAUCCUGAGGGAGACUCAUCCUCACAUCUAUGUGCACUGAAGUAGAAAAGACAAGGCAGUAACUGACAGAGGGUGAAGACUUUUUCCAUGAGAAGUGGACCUUUCCUGCUCGUCUGCUGUACUUCUUCUUCUUCUUCUUCUUCUUUUUCUUGGAUUCAUCAUGGACCGUGGUCGUUGGAGAUCCAGUCUGAGACGGACUGACUUCGGGGAAACUCCAAAAGAGGAGGAUCUGUUUGAUUAGCUGGAAGUACAUGUCGGGAGCCUUUAAGGGGGCUGACGAUGAAACGCCGACGGAAAUACUGGUUCUGGAGUCGGAAAAGUAAAACUUCAAAGACUUGUCUUCUCUGCUGUUGUGCGAGAAGAGGCAAAACUCCCUGUUUCCAGACCAGAAGUGCAGAGGACGAGACCUGUGUGGCCGUCAAAAUCGAGCAGUCUUUAGCUCUCGGCAGCAGCAGCCCGCUGUGCAAGCAGAGCAGCGUGCCCAUUGUGCAGGCGUGCCUUAACAGGGCCACUGAGGCGUCCGCUAACAGGAGCAAGGCGAAGGUCAAUGGAAGAGCUCCGAGCAGCAGGCCUCGGCUGCCGUCUAAACCUCAAGUGCCUCCAAAGCCGGCACACCUCCUGAGCCCCGUGACGGCGCCAACCUUUUCUCCGCUGCGCAACGUCCACCCUCAACCGUUCAAGCCCAGAAUGGAGGAGAGCGGAAUCAAACCCGCGGCCACUACCCGAGAGAGAAUCCGGGACAAACAGUCCAAGGUGUCGGAUCUGAUCAGCCGCUUCGAGGAGAACAGACACACAGACAACAAGCGAGACGGCUCCCCUGUCAAACCCGUCGGCAAGGCUGCCCACGUCGGCCCGGCUCCCCGUGCCCACCAGAGGACGGAGGCCAGCAGGAUUCAGGAGAAAUUCUCCCCUGCGCCGGCGUCAGCGCAGGAUGCCCAGAAACCAGCGACUAACGGGGUGCUAGUGCAGACCAAGCAGGGCAUGGAGCAGGAAGAGGAGAACCACGGCAGCCUGGAGAUAACGACUGCAGGGCUUUUAAAUGGAGAUAUGGGGUGCGCCGAACGGAGCGAUGACCUUUCACCUCCACAUGUGGAAAGGACUGUUUCAGAGAGAAACGCUGAGAACAACGCCGGGAAUAAAGCCGAGACGGAGCAGAGGACAGAGGAAGCCAGCACCAACCAUAAUGAGACAAAAGAGCAGAAGCUGUUUAAAAUCGCCAGUGAGCUCCUGCACACAGAGAAGGCGUAUGUGGCACGACUUCACCUGCUGGACCAGGUGUUUUGCUCCAAAUUAAUGGAGGAGGCCAACAAAGGAACCUUCCCUGUGGACGUAGUGAAGAAUAUCUUCUCCAACAUUUCGUCCAUCCACGCCUUCCACAGCCAGUUUCUGCUUCCAGACCUGGAGAAGCGGAUGGACGAAUGGGCAUCCACCCCUCGCAUUGGAGACAUCCUGCAGAGGUUCACACCCUUCCUCAAAAUGUACGCAGAGUAUGUGAAGAACUUCGACAACGCCAUGGAGCUGCUCAAACAGUGGAGCGACCGCUCGCCCCAGUUCAAAGCCAUCAUUCUGGAGAUACAGAGUCAGGAGGUCUGCGGCUGCCUGACGCUGCAGCAUCACAUGCUGGAGCCGGUGCAGAGAAUCCCUCGAUAUGAGAUGCUGCUUAAAGACUACCUGAAGAAGCUGCCUGACAAACACCCGGAUGAGAGGGAUGCACAGAAAUCUUUAGAAAUAAUUGCCACAGCAGCGACUCACUCCAACUCUGCAAUAAGGAAAUCUGAGAACUUGAAGAAACUGAUGGAGAUCUACGAGAUGUUGGGCGAGGAGGAGGACAUCGUCAACCCCUCCAACGAGUUCAUCCGGGAGGGACACAUCCUGAAGCUGGCGGCCAGGAACACCUCGGCGAUGGAGAGAUACCUUUUCUUGUUCAACAACAUGUUGUUGUAUUGCGUGCCAAAAUUCAGCCUGGGGGGGCCCAAGUAUACGGUGAGGACACGGAUUGGGAUUGAAGGCAUGACGGUCCGGGAAACCUCCAACGAGGACUACCCGCACACCUUCCAGGUGUCCGGAAAGGAGAGGACCCUGGAGCUCCAGGCCAGCUCAGAGCAGGAUAAGGCCGGCUGGAUUAAGGCUUUCCAGGAGACCAUAGAGGUCUUCCAGCAAAAGAAUGAAUCCUUUAAGAACGCCCUGAAGGAGGUGGAGGAAGUUUCGAAAGCUGAGCUGGGGAAGCGGGCCCCUCGUUGGAUUCGGGACAAUGAAGUGACCAUGUGCAUGAAGUGUAAGGAGUCUUUUAACGCGCUGACGCGGCGGAGGCACCACUGCAGAGCCUGCGGCUACGUGGUUUGUUGGAAAUGCUCAGACAACAAGGCGCCGCUUGAAUACGACGGAAACAAGAUGAACAAAGUUUGCAGAGACUGUUACAGCACUCUGACGGGCGAAAGGGUCACCGAAGACGGAAAGAAGGAAAGAAAAGGCAUUUUGGAGAUCGAGGCAGCUAAAUUCACGGAGAGCAGCAUCAUCUGCGGCUUCUUGCAACACUCGGACAAAGGCAAGCUCUGGCAGAAGGUUUGGUGCGUCAUCCCCGAGAAAGACAGCCUGGUGCUUUAUCUCUACGGAGCGCCGCAGGACGUGAAGGCCCAGGGUUCCAUCCCGCUGGUGGGAUACUCGGUGGAUGAAAGCAACCGGUCUACGGACCCCUCACACAGCUUCCACCUUUCCCAGUCCAAGUCUGUCCACUACUUUGCUGCAGAGAAUGAUGAAGCAAAGCAGCGCUGGCUGAAGGUGAUUCGAGUGGCGGUAACCGGGGAAACGCCAGAACGGCCUCACGGCAAUGACGCCAACGCUAACAUGUCGGACGACAACGCGCAGGAAGCCGAUGCCACAUAGUGGGAGUGUCCUCUGCACCCAGAAUGCUGUUGGAACAAACAAGACGGACCGGAUUAGUUGUUGUGUGAACAAAAGAAAAAAACAACAACACACAAUUUCCACUUAAAUUUCCUUUUUUUUAGAUGAAAGUGGAACAAACAGUGCUGGAAACUCUGCCCUUCCUUUAUCUGGGUUGCUUUUGGGGAUCCUUUCUGUGCUGGAUUACUAACGGACAUCUCUGGAGCAAUCAACACUAGAGCAGAGAACUCCCAGAAUGCAUCAGCUUCCCUCCAACAGGCGUCAUGAAAGAAAUACGCCAACCCCGUGGUGCGGUUCGUGCCCACGGACCACCCACAGGGUUUUUACAGUGACAUGCUGAGGCUGGGAGACGCAACGAAAAGGGCAAUUCCUGCACACUUCUGCACAAAAAGACAGUCUUUCUUUUUUGUUUUUUAAGUAAACAUUUGUGUAUUAUGUACAGAAACAAGCUUCAUUUGUAUGAAACAGUAAAAACAUCUAAGGACGAUAUAAAGUAUUUACAGUA
Molecule: messenger RNA, 3592 nt
Organism: Oryzias latipes (Japanese medaka)
Lineage: Eukaryota; Metazoa; Chordata; Actinopteri; Beloniformes; Adrianichthyidae
Gene: fgd4a
Product: FYVE, RhoGEF and PH domain containing 4a
Biological process (GO): filopodium assembly; cytoskeleton organization
Cellular component (GO): cytoplasm
Molecular function (GO): metal ion binding; guanyl-nucleotide exchange factor activity
Source: RefSeq, a predicted model, not a curated record